Molecule: messenger RNA, 2454 nt
Organism: Closterium sp. NIES-67
Lineage: Eukaryota; Viridiplantae; Streptophyta; Zygnematophyceae; Desmidiales; Closteriaceae
Source: the annotation of a GenBank genome assembly
AAUUCUUUGGUGCUUUCUCCUCUCUCCUCUCUCCCCGUCUCACACUCCCCUUCUCCCGCACUCCGCCUCCCCACGCUCUCCGCGCUCUGCCACCUCUCCCUCUCCCGCUGCCGCGCCCUCCGCGCACUCCCCGCGUCCCUCCCCGCCGCCCUCCCCCGUCUCGAGUCCCUCGAGCUCCGCCAAUGCGCGGCGCUCUACGUUGUCCCCCUGCGCCUCCCCGACUGCUUCCCCCGCCUGCGCGCGCUCACCCUCGCCCACCUCCCCGCCCUGCGCGCCCCCCUGCCCGCGCUCCUUUCCGAAGCUCCCCCAACUGCUGACGGCGCAGCAAGGGAAGCGGAAGGCGGAGGAUCCGGGGGAGCUCCGAAAGGGGAGAGCGGAGAGGCUUGUACCGAGGUUACUUGUAAGGGGGAUGGGGUUGAUGGGAGGAAUGGGGGGGAGAGGGGUGCGGGAGUGGAAAAACUGGAGUUAUUCGGAUGGAACCAGAUUGUGGACUUACCAGGGGAGGCCUUUGCCUCUCUCUCCUCCUCUCUCACUCACAUCACCAUUGCCAAUUGCGCCGCCCUCCACUCCCUCCCCAACGACCUCUGCCUUCUGCCGCAUCUCUCCUCCCUCACUCUCUCCUUCCUCCCAUUCCUCUCCGCCCUCCCCUCCUCCCUCCACCUCCUCUCUCACUCCCUCCUCCACCUGGAAAUCACCUCCUGUGACACCCUUGAGAGCCUGCCCUCCUCCCUCGCCUCCCUCUCCUCCCUCCAUUCAUUACACAUCACUGCCUGUGGCUCCCUCGACCGUCUUCCCCCCUCCCCCACUUUCCUCUCAGCCCUUCGCUCCUUGCAAGUCGCUGCUUGUGGCGCUCUCGGCCGUCUCGCCCUCCUUCCUCCUCCUGCUGCUGCUGCUGCUCUGUUUUUUGAGGGAAUGUCUGCAGCGAGCCGCAGCAGUGGUGCCGCUGGUAGAAUCAGCCGACUUGUGAACAGCUGCAGCAGCGGCGGCGGCGGCAGCAGCAGCGGCUGGAGUGCCAGCAGCAGCAGCAGCAGCAGCAGCGGGUCACACCUCUUCUUCCUCCCGUCGCUCACAACCUUGCACGUAUCCCGCUGUGAGCGCCUCACUGCUCUGCCUCGUACCUGGCUGCACCUGCCGGCCCUGCAGGAGCUGGUAGUGGACUCUAAUGGCCAAAUGGAGGCACUCUUUGACGGGGAUGACACUGUUCAUUCUGAUUCUGCUCCUUCUGGUGAUGUUCCUUAUGAUACUGCUCCUCUCUCUCCCCCACCCCUCCCCUCCCUACACACUCUCACCAUCUCUGACUGCCCUCGCAUCUCCCUCCUCCCCUCCUUCCUCUCUCGCUCCCCCUCUCUUCGGCACUUGAAGCUUCAUCGCCUCUCAUCCCUCGCACUCCUGCCACUCGAUACCCCUCCUCGCCCUGCUGUGAUGGACACUGCUGCUAUAACGGAUACUGCUGCUGUAACGAGCACAGAUGUGGUAACUAGCACUGGCGCUGUAACGGUUGCUGCAGAGGGCACUGAUCCUGUGGAGCAUGUUGCUCUCAGAGGCGUGGGUGUGCUGCCCGCGUUGGUAUCACUUCAUAUCCACUUACAACACAACAUACGCAUCACACACCUCCCUCACUCCCUCUUCUCCCUCCCCUCCCUCGCCACCCUCACUCUCUCACACCUCGGCCACGUCUACUCCAUCCCCCACUCCCUCUCCCUCCUCGCUCCCUCCCUCACUCACUUACACAUCGCUCACUGCCCCCUGCUGGCAUCCCUCCCCUCCUCCCUCUGCCUCCUCCCCUCCCUGCAAUCCCUUCACAUCCAAUCCUGUGAGUCCCUGACAUCCCUCCUGGAGGAAGGGGAGGAGAGUAAGGAGGAAGGGAAGGAGGAGGAGACUGAGGAGGGAAAGGAGGAGGAGACCGAGGAGGAGAGAAAGGAGGACGAGGGAAAGGAGGAGGAGAAGGCACAGGGAGAGGUGGAGGAGAGUGGAAGAGUCUUGAAGGAGGAAGGCAGUGAUUUGAGGAGGCGCGCACCAAACAGUUCCAUGGCUGCUAUGUACUCGUUACAAUCACUCUCCAUAACACAUUGUAAAUCGCUGACACACCUGCCAUCCAGCAUCGGCCUGCUACCCCGUCUCACCUCCCUCCAUCUCUCCCAACUAGACAACCUCACCUCUCUACCGCCCUCUCUUCCCCUCCUCCCCUCCCUCACCUCCCUCACUCUCUCCGCCUGUCGCCUCCUCUCCUCCCUCCCUCCCACCUUCGGAAGCCUCUCCGGCCUGCAGACCCUGAAACUUUCCAGCCUGCCCAGACUUGCAGCCCUGCCCGAUUCUUUCGUGCAGCUGCCCCAACUAGAGCAAUUUACCCUGCAAAACUCAUAGUGGACUGCCGUAACAUUGAGCGGUUACCAGCAAAUCUAGGGUUACUUUCUUCUUUGGAAUGGUUGGAGCUGGCAAGCCUGGCGAAUCUGG